UUAAAGACGAGCUCGAGGGAUGCACAGUGCGAUCACUGGAAUCCAACAGGCAUAGCUCGAAAUAUCAAGUUCCUUCAUGCUAUUAAGCUACACACAGCACUGCCUGGGAGAUAAAGAAUGGAUUUUGUGCAACUAAAGUGAGCUCAGUGCUGCUGCACGCUUAUUGCAAUUGACAGCGUCUGCAGUUCAUUUCAAGAUGGCCGCUUGGCUCGCAUUCACUUUCUGCUGAUCGACUUUUAACUUUCAUUGUCUUUCCACCACCUAUCUCUGCGACCAGCUUCACAGUCCCUGGGACUCCACGUUAUAUACAGAAUAAUGCAUCGGACAACGAGAAUAAAAAUCACUGAGCUGAACCCGCAUUUAAUGUGCGUGCUCUGUGGUGGAUACUUCAUAGAUGCAUCAACCAUAAUAGAAUGUCUGCACUCAUUUUGUAAAACCUGCAUUGUCCAGUAUUUGGAAACCAGCAAGUUCUGUCCUAUUUGUGAUGUCCAGGUUCAUAAAACUAAACCGCUUCAUAAUAUUAGGUCGGAUAAAACUCUCCAAGACAUUGUGUACAAGUUGGUUCCUGGUCUUUUCAAAAAUGAAAUGAAACGAAGGAGGGAUUUUUAUGCUGAUCACCCUUUAGCUGAUGGUGCAAAUGGAUCUAAUGAAGACAGAGGACAAGUUUCAGAUGAAGACAAAAGGAUUAUUACAGACGAUGAAAUCAUAAGUUUGUCCAUUGAGUUCUUUGAUCAAAAUAAGGAUAAAAACCAAGGGGAUGCACAAAAAGAGAAAAUGGAGGAGGUGAAUAAGAGGUAUUUGCGAUGUCCUGCAGCAAUGACAGUGAUGCAUUUAAGAAAGUUUCUGAGGAGUAAGAUGGAUAUCCCUAAUACCUUUCAGAUUGAAGUCAUGUAUGAAGAGGAGCCAUUAAAGGAUUAUUACACACUCAUGGACAUUGCCUACAUUUAUACAUGGAGACGGAAUGGACCACUCCCUUUAAAGUACAGGGUCCGCCAAAGCUGUAAAAAGAUGAAGCUAAACCACCCGCAAGAUGGAUUAAACAGCACAGGCGCUGAACUGGAGAGCGACAGCGGGAGUGACAAGGCCAACAGCCCAGCCGGAGUGCCAUCCACCUCGUCGUCUUUGCCAAGCCCCAGCACCCCUGUUCAGUCUCCACAUCCACACUUUCCUCACAUCUCCAGCACCAUGAAUGGAACCUCCACCAACCCCAGCACCAAUCGCCAGCCACCUUUUUCCAAACCAGCUCGACAAACAUCUGUUAACGGAUCUUCAACAUCUUCAGGAUGAUCGUCCUGUGGACAGGACGACUUGGCUGAGAACACUUGAUCCCAUAGAUCUUUCCAUGCCAUUGCAGCUCUAUAGUAGAAGCUUUUAUAUUUGUGACAGUUUCUAGUGGAAAAUGCAUACUGGAUACUAGCGUAUGGACAGUUCCGUAUCUGGUACUUCAAUUAUUAUAUAUAUUUUUUUGCAUUACAGUAAAGAUGUUUUUUGAAGACAUUUUAAGUUUCUGCAGAUGAUGAAAAUAUCGGAAAGUUUCUGAUUUUUUAUUUGGAUAGACAUAUUUUAAUUUUUUUUCUACUGGAAAAGGAGAAACCAUGGAAUAUAAUUUUAUACAAUGUGCUUUUUCCCCUGGUUGAACCACUUUUACCCAUGUUUUGAUUUGCUUUAAUUGUUAAAUGUGUUUCGUUUCUAUAUUGUAAAUCUGGUCCAUGCUUUUCUGCAGAAUAAACCACAUAAUGAGAAGCAUGUAAGUGGACCUAGAAUAUUUUAUUCUAUUCAGUCAUGUCACUCUGGAACUGUAAAAUGGCUUGAAAAUCAUUCCCUGUAUCAUAAUUAGUGAAAGCAAUGAUGGAAUUGGACACUUUUAUAUAUAUAAAAAAAAGUACAACCCUUAAGCUAAAAGCUUGUAAUAAAAGUGAUUUUUACAGCAAAUUGGUAAGAGUUCACAAGUAUCAGAUGACACAUAGUUCACUACAUUGCCAUAUUGGUAGAUAUCUGAAUUAGGGGCAGUAUUAUAAGAUAUAUUUAUAGAUUCUAUAAAAGAAGAUUUUCAUUCUGAUGGACAUGCUCAGAUGUUGCUGUAAAACAGGUCAUUUAAUUUUCAAUAAGCUAUUUUCUUUUAAUGUUCGUGGAAAGUAACGUUAAGCUUGUAUGAUGCUCCACUUGGGUUCGGCCAACGCAAAGCAUAAUCGAAUUUGCAUCCUAUUUAGGAAAAAAGAACAAGACGUCCAUUCUGCACACGUCAAUUGAACCACUUCAUUUAUAGGAAAAAGUGUUUUGUGGUUGUGUGUAUCCCAGUGUUAUAUAUUGAAUAGCUGUAUUGGUCUUUGCAUGUGUAAUUACUGUGUUGUUACUAUUGCACAUUAUAAAAUCUAUCUAAAUAAACAGUUAGAAUACUUUUUAUCAAGGUCACUGUAGUGUAAGUGUACUCACCUGGUACUCAGUUGUGCUACUGCAAACAGUGGGCCAGUUCAGUAACAGUAGUAUUAUUAAAAAAAAAAAAAAAAAAAAAAAAAGUUUCUACUACUUUUUUAUAUCUCUUGUACAUUGGAAAGCAGAAUUGUUUACAUGAGUAUAAAUUAUAUGUGUUUCCCCCAGUGAUAAACUGAAGUACCAAUUAUUAUUAUUAUUUUUACUGCUGUUGUGACACAUUUCCAUAUUUUCAGAAUAUUUGCUAUUUUGUGCUAUGCGCUGGUUGAACUUUGGUUGUUCAGCUCAAAAUUAUUUUAUAUAUGCAUAAUAUGCAUUUCAUUGCUGCCAGUUUGCAAAAAAAAAAAAAAAAA
Molecule: messenger RNA, 2783 nt
Organism: Polyodon spathula (Mississippi paddlefish)
Lineage: Eukaryota; Metazoa; Chordata; Actinopteri; Acipenseriformes; Polyodontidae
Product: polycomb complex protein BMI-1-like
Exons: 10
Coding region: 316-1287 (323 amino acids)
Biological process (GO): negative regulation of transcription by RNA polymerase II
Cellular component (GO): PRC1 complex
Molecular function (GO): promoter-specific chromatin binding
Source: RefSeq, a predicted model, not a curated record